This is a messenger RNA of Ustilaginoidea virens, 2055 nucleotides long. RefSeq lists its product as uncharacterized. Gene Ontology annotation, molecular function: molybdopterin molybdotransferase activity. The transcript is spliced from 3 exons. The record is from RefSeq and is a predicted model, not a curated record. Lineage: Eukaryota; Fungi; Ascomycota; Sordariomycetes; Hypocreales; Clavicipitaceae. Gene Ontology annotation, biological process: Mo-molybdopterin cofactor biosynthetic process; molybdenum incorporation into molybdenum-molybdopterin complex. Bases 1 to 2055 code for a protein of 684 amino acids. Gene Ontology annotation, cellular component: cytosol; cytoplasm.
AUGGACGACAGCCCGUUGACCGCCGCGAUCCUCAUUGUCUCCACGACAGCAGCCACAGACCCAUCCACCGAUGCGUCGGCCUCCGUCCUUCGCCGCGUCUUGGGCGACCAAGGCGGCAAAUGGACCGUUUCGGCAGAGGCCAUCGUCUCGGACCACUCGCCCGCCAUCCAGAGGCAGAUCCUGCACUGGGCGGACCGCCCCGAUGCCCCAAACCUGAUCAUCACGACCGGCGGCACGGGAUUCGCCGUGGCCGACGGCACUCCAGAGGCUGUCCACCCGCUUCUUCACAAGCAGGCCCCGGGGUUGGUCCAUGCUAUGCUGUCCUCGUCGCUUGCGGUGACGCCAUUUGCCAUGAUGUCCAGGCCGGCGGCUGGCGUGAGGAACAAAUCCCUCGUCGUGACCCUGCCUGGGUCUCCCAAGGGCGCCGGGGAGAAUCUCCAAGCCAUCAUCAAGACCCUCCCGCAUGCCUGUCUGCAGGCCUCGGGGGCAAACUCGCGAGCGUUGCAUGCUGGGGGCCUGGCGAAGUUGGAGUCUGACGCGGGGAUAAGCAGUCCAAGGGCCCAAGAUGGCCCAUGCCACGACCACGACCACGACCGUCACCAUCACCAUCACCAUCACCACCAUCAUCAGCAUGACCCCCACGGCCACGGCCACGGCCACGGCCACAGAACACCAGUGAGGCACACCAACCCCGACGCCCGAGCUCCUUUGUCCAAUGACCCCGCGCUCGGCCCGACCCGCCGUCAUCGGCAAUCACCGUAUCCAAUGCGCUCCGUGGAGGAGGCCCUGUCCCUCAUCCUCGAACACACUCCACCCCCCGACACGUACACGAGUCCGGUAAGCGAAGAAAUCAUCGGAUCGGUCCUGGCGCAAGACGUGACGGCCCAAGAAGACGUACCUUCCUUCCGCGCCAGCAUAGUAGACGGCUACGCGGUGGUCGUCCCCAGGGACGGCAACAUCAGGGGAACGUUCCCGGUAGCGUCAGUGUCCCACGCUGCCCCCGGCGAGAUCAAGCCGCUCAACGAGGGCGAAAUCGCACGAGUCACCACUGGAGCUCCCCUCCCGCCCGGCGCCACGUCCGUCGUCAUGGUCGAGGACACGAUCCUCCAAACCGUGACCGACGACGGCAAGGAAGAGAAGGAGGUGGAGAUCCAAGCCCAAGGCGUCAGGGAGGGUGACAACAUCCGCGAGGUGGGCAGCGACAUUGCCCGAGGGAGCGUGAUACUCCAGAGUGGCGAGCAAAUCUCCGGCACCGGCGGAGAAAUCGGCCUGCUGGCUGCCGUUGGAGUGGCCGAGGCCAAGCUCUACCGCAAGCCCGUGUUGGGGAUCCUGUCCACGGGAGACGAGAUCGUAGAGCACGACCGACCGGGACCCCUUGGUCUCGGGGAGGUUCGGGACACGAACAGAAUCACGCUCAUUUCCGCCGCGAAGCAAUGGGGCUACGAGGUCAUGGACCUGGGCAUAGCGAGGGACAAGCCCGGCUCGCUCGAGGAAACCCUGCGCGGGGGGUUGCGGCAGGCCGACGUGUUGAUCACCACGGGGGGCGUGUCCAUGGGGGAGCUGGACCUGCUGAAGCCGACGAUUGAGCGGUCGCUCGGAGGAACCAUUCACUUUGGCCGAGUGGCCAUGAAGCCCGGCAAGCCCACGACAUUUGCCACGGUCCCCGUCAAGGACAACAGCGGCCGGCGCGUGUCCAAGGUCGUGUUUUCCCUCCCGGGGAACCCGGCCUCUGCGCUUGUGACGUUUCACCUGUUUGUGCUGCCGUCACUGCAUCGACUAUCCGGCGUGUCGCCAGCCGGCUUGCCCAAGGUCCCCGUCGUCCUGGGGCACGGGUUCCCCAUGGAUGCGAGGCCCGAGUAUCACCGCGCCGUGGUGACAGUGGGCGGCGACGGGGUUCUGGUUGCCAACAGCACGAGCACGGGAGGGCAGCGAAGCUCCAAGGUGGGCAGUUUGCGGGCAGCCAAUGCGUUGGUCUGCCUGCCCAGUGGGAAAGGCGAGAUGGCAAAGGGAUCCGUGGUCGAUGCCUUGCUGAUGAGCUCAGUUCGGCAGAGUUGA